Molecule: messenger RNA, 5643 nt
Organism: Protopterus annectens (West African lungfish)
Lineage: Eukaryota; Metazoa; Chordata; Ceratodontiformes; Protopteridae
Gene: ERCC6
Product: ERCC excision repair 6, chromatin remodeling factor
Exons: 23
Coding region: 527-5074 (1515 amino acids)
Biological process (GO): transcription-coupled nucleotide-excision repair
Cellular component (GO): nucleus
Molecular function (GO): ATP binding; ATP-dependent chromatin remodeler activity
Source: RefSeq, a predicted model, not a curated record
AUAGAUCUAUUUUAUUGAUAUAAUUAAAAUAGUUAAUGUGUGUAUGCGUUUGUAUGUUUGUGCUCAGGAAUACCAGGUGAAUACCCAGCAACUUGGCAGACAGUACACGAAGGAGCUGUUAGACACAGGUGCGCUGCAAUUUAGGCCUCCUUCCGCUUAGUGGCACUAUAGAAAGUAGUGCUAAACUCGUCAGUGUAGUUUAAUUUCAGGCUUUAGUCUUGGAGUAGUUAGGUAAUGUUUUGCAAACAAACGGAAGUAGUAAUAGAAAGGAAGGCUGAAGUUGCUGCUGUGUUCUGUUGCUUAGGGUGAAGAACUGGUUCAUCUUCCUGGGAAAUGCUGUCCAGAAUGUACUUCCCUUACUAACUAUUGUCUGUACUCAAGUCAAAACAAAACAAACCUGAUUGCUCAGUAUGAUUAAAUCUUGAAGAGAAAGUAACAAAAAAGAGGUUUAUAACCCAGAAGAAGAGAAGAGAAGAAGUCUCCUGGAGCAGUAGAGCAUGUGACUGGGGAUUCAAGGCUCCUGGAGAUGCCAAGUGUGACAGCGCCUGUUACAGAUGACACAACGGUACCUGUGGAUCAGAAUUUGGCCAGCAGCUCCCAAGAAACUGAAAACAGCCAGGAAGAUGGAGCGCAAAGUGUCUCUGAAAAAUGCCCAGAGUCAUCUGAGAAGGAGGGUCUGUGUCUAACAGCUAGUGACACUCAUAAAGAUGAUGCACUGCGGAGAGGACAGUCUCUUAUACACAUUGACAGGAAGCAGAUCCAAGCAGUGGAAUGUGAAGAUCAGGCUGCUGAGCUUCAGGGACUUGGUGUGGAUGUCUAUGACCAGGACGUGCUGGAAAAGGGAGUCCUUCAGCAGGUAGAUCAUGCCAUCACUGAAGCCAGUAAAGCUGCAAAACGAGCUGAAGCAGAGAAGGAAUUUCAGUAUGUCUUGGAUGAAUUAAGGUCAUGUAGACAGUCCUUAAAACAAGUCAGCAAAGUUGUCGAACAACUCACUCCUUACAGUAACAGCAGCAAGGAUGUCAAGCAGAAACUGGAGUCUGCAAAGAGACAGCAGGAAAAUAAGGAGAAGCAGCUGAAGAAGAUUACUGCUAAACAGAAACGUCUUCAGGCAUUUCUUAGUGGAAAAGAUGCUGAGAAAAUUGAGGCUGAGCUGCAGGAUGAUAGCGAUGCAGAACCAGGACCCUCCUGCCUUAACAGUAUACUUAUGCCAACUGAAGACUUUGAAUGGGAAGAGCUCAUCCGUACUGGUCACAUGACCCCAUUUGGAACAAAAAUUCCCCAGAAACAAGAAAAGAAGGAACCACGAAAAUUAAUUCUCAAUGACACUUCUGGUUUUGAAAAAUAUCUUGCCGAUCAGGCCAAAUUGGCAGAGGCUAGAAAUAAGAUAUUAUAUAAAAAGAAAAACAAAAAAACACCUAAAGCUGAGGGCAAACAUGUGCAAUGUGAUGAGACAGAAAAAAGUAGCCAUAAUGAAAAUGUGUUAUCUAAUGAAACAGAAAAACGUAAACAAAAUGGAAGUAUGUCAAGAACAGAUAAACGAUUGAAAAAACACAUGCGGAAGUUGCAACGUAGAACACUUGAAAUUAAAUUUAAGGCUGAACAUCCACAAGAGAAAAAAUGUGGUGAGCCAAAGAGGAAAUGGAAAGGAGACUAUGGCUCAGAAAGUGAAGGCUCUGAAUACGUACCUGAUGAGGAACUGUUUAACCCUGAAGAUGAAGAUGCUAAUUAUGAGGAUAUUGACUAUAUUAGUGGAGGUUCUGAGUAUGAACUAAAGCCCUUAAAAACUGUAGAGAAAAGGAAGAAGCGAUCCCAUAAGAAAAUUGAAGUAAUAGAUGAGGAUGACUUCUAUACAAGCUCAGAUGAUGAUAGUAAAACUACACAAAAGAAAAUGAAAUUUAAAGAUGACGGUGAUGAAGAUCUUUAUAAGACAAGAGUGAGGAGGUGGAAGAAACAGAGAGAGAGGGAGAGAAGGGAACGGCGUGAAACAGGAGCUGAUUCUGAAGAAAGUGAUGCAGAAUUUGAAGAUGGGUUCAGAGUUCCUGGCUUCCUGUGGAAAAAACUCUACAAGUACCAGCAGACAGGUGUUAGCUGGCUGUGGGAGUUACACUGCCAGCAGGCAGGAGGAAUUCUGGGAGAUGAGAUGGGAUUGGGUAAGACCAUUCAGUUAAUUGCCUUCUUGGCAAGCCUCAGCUACAGCAAAAUCAGGACGCGUGGUUCAAAUUACAGGUAUGAGGGAUUAGGCCCUACACUAAUCGUUUGUCCCACAACAAUUAUGCACCAGUGGGUGAGAGAAUUUCAUACAUGGUGGCCUCCUUUUAGAGUUGCCAUUCUUCAUGACACUGGCUCUUACGCAUUCCGUAAGGAGAGGCUAAUUCAUGAUAUCAUCAUUUCUCAUGGAGUACUGGUCACAUCCUAUUCCUACAUUCGUCUGAUGCAAGAUUCUCUCAGGCAUGAAGGCUGGCAUUAUGUUGUAUUAGAUGAAGGACAUAAAAUACGAAAUCCUACUGCAGCUGUUACCAUGGCAUGCAAGCAGUUCCAUACACCACAUCGGAUCAUCCUUUCUGGUUCACCGAUACAAAACAACUUGAAGGAACUGUGGUCCCUUUUUGACUUCAUAUUUCCUGGAAAAUUAGGAACACUGCCAGUCUUCAUGGAGCAGUUUUCAGUGCCUAUAACCAUGGGAGGGUACGCCAAUGCUUCUCCUGUUCAGGUGCAGACUGCAUAUAAAUGUGCUUGUGUUUUACGUGACACUAUAAAUCCUUAUCUUCUGAGGAGAAUGAAAGCAGAUGUUAAAAUGAGUCUGUCUCUGCCUGAAAAAAAUGAACAGGUCUUAUUCUGCCGUUUAACAGAUGAGCAGCGGGAACUCUACCAGAGUUAUGUAGACUCCAAAGAGGUCUAUCGAAUACUGAAUGGAGAAAUGCAGGUGUUUGCUGGUCUCAUUGCUCUUCGUAAAUUGUGCAAUCACCCCGAUCUGUUCUCUGGGGGUCCUAAGAUCUUGAAAGGUGUGCCAGAUGAGGAUCUGACUGAAGAAGAGCAUUUUGGGUAUUGGAAACGUUCUGGAAAGAUGAUUGUGAUAGAAUCCCUUCUUCGGUUAUGGCAUAAGCAAGCUCAUCGAGUGUUACUGUUCACGCAGUCAAGACAGAUGUUGGAAAUACUUGAAAUAUUUGUAAGAGACAGAUGCUACUCCUAUCUCAAAAUGGAUGGAUCUACGACAAUUGGAUCACGACAGCCCCUGGUUAAUAAAUAUAAUGAAGACACUUCUAUUUUUAUUUUUUUAUUAACUACUAAGGUUGGUGGAUUAGGGGUAAACCUGACAGGAGCAAACAGAGUCAUUAUAUAUGAUCCAGACUGGAACCCUAGCACUGACACGCAGGCUCGUGAACGUGCCUGGAGAAUAGGUCAGAAACGGCAAGUAACAGUUUACAGAUUGUUAACAGCAGGAACUAUUGAGGAAAAAAUAUAUCACAGGCAAAUCUUUAAGCAGUUUCUAACUAAUCGUGUACUAAAGGACCCUAAACAAAGGCGCUUCUUCAAGUCAAAUGAUCUUUAUGAACUUUUUACUCUUAGCAGCCCUGAUGGAACUCAUGACACUGAAACAGGUGCCAUUUUUGCAGGAACUGGUUCAGAGGUAAAAGUGCCCAUCCGUUUCAAGAAGAAAACUCAGGAAAAGUCCUGCACUCCCAAAAAGAUGGACAUAUUUGGUGACCCCACCUCUCCUAAGCUUCAAAAAUUAAUACAGACCUCUCUAAAUGAACAAGAAAAAGUAACUGUGAAAUCACCAGACAAGGGAAGCCAUGAGAGCACCAGUAUAUUUUGUGACUUACGUAAAGUUGAUAGCCAUUUGAAAUCUAAAACCCCAGAUUCAAAACGUCCUUCAGCAGUAUUUUUUGAGAAAAGUCAGUGUUCAAUUAACACACUUUCCAUACCAGUUUUAUCUGCUAAUAAAAGUGAACGUCUAAAUGCAUUUAAAUGUAUAGACUCUGAACAUAAACCUGAAGAGGCUAACAGCAGUAAGGUAGGAAAACCAGAACCAAAAUGUAGUAUUUUGCAAGACUCUUCACCCUUUUUGGGGAGCAUGUCUUCUACCUGUCCAAGAGCACUGACAGAAGUUAGUAGUCAGAAACACAAACAUAAAGUUAAACAUCAGGCUAUGCAAGAGUGCAACUUAUCUUCAGAGGGUUUUGGUAAAAAGAAGCAUAAAAGUAAGAAACAUAAGGACAGCAGAUUUGAAGGGAAGCGUAUUCCGCACUUAGUGAAACAUCAGCUGCAUGUCAAGGGAGAGACUGCUGUUGAAGAAGAUCAGAAAGAAGAUGAGAAACAGGGUGACGACUACAUUUUGCAAAAACUUUUUAAAAAGUCAGGAAUACACAGUGUGAUGAAACAUGAUGCAAUCAUGGAGUCUUCUAAUCCUGACUACGUUUUAGUAGAAGCCGAAGCAAACAGAGUAGCCCAAGAGGCUUUGAAAGCUUUGAAGAUCUCUCGCCAACAGUGCGAAGGAACAAGUGGUUCGACACCCUCGUGGUCAGGUAGUCGACGGGGCUCAACAGUACCAUCUGGUGUGAAGCAUCGCUUUGGUCAGAAGAAAAACACACUUCUCACCACUUCAGAUUCCUGGUCGAAGUCCUCCCCACUCAAGUGCAAGGAUGCUGAGGUAUUAAAGAAGGGAGAUGUAAAGCACAGUGCGCACUUCAGUGGGGAAUCAGUGGAGGAAUGCCCUUCGAGUUCCCUGAGCUCUGCAUCAUUACUGGCUAAAAUGAGGUCACGCAACCACCUAAGUUUUGCAAAGAAAACUCAAGAACAGUUGGAUGAAGAGGACCUCAAUACUUCACAGUCAUCUAGUGAGCCAGUAGUGCCAACAGAACACGAUGAGUUGUUGGUAGAUUUGCGAAAUUUCAUAGCAUUUCAGGCCCGUAUUGAUGGGCAGGCCAGUACUCAGGAAGUACUACAAGAAUUUGAACCAAAGCUAUCACCUGCUCAGUCUGCUGUCUUUAGAGAACUACUCAGGAACUUGUGCACCUUCCACAGAAACCAGGAUGGGAAAGGUGUUUGGAAAUUAAAACCAGAAUUUCGGUGAACAUUUUUUUGGGACCAUUACUUUUUUCCAGUAAAUGAUGCUGCUAUUGUUAUUAUAACAAUUUGUAAUAUAAAUUAUUAAACUAAAUGGUUCAAAAGGCUUCUGCCUGGUACAUCUGUUCAGUACCAGAAGUGGUGCUUUGUGUUAAGACACAGGGCACCUACUGCCAUUUAAGACCGUCUUCCAUAUUGGGUGGAAAACUUUAUACUGCUGUGUUUAAGAGUACAUGUUUUAGCCUACAGAGAGGGGAACAACAGUAAACCAUUGAUUACAGUUUUUCUUAUAGAAGAGUUCAAAAAUAAAACUGUAAACUGCUUUUAAUAUGAAAAAAGUAGUUGAUUGGUAGCAAUCAUUAUAGGGUAAACACAUGGCAUCAGUUUUGUAUUAUAAUACGGCUUUAGUGCAGAAAAAACAGUAAAAUGUGAUAAACUGCCUUACACUUUUUGGGGGGUAUAUCACGCUGUUAGUUCAUUGAUGGCAUUGUAACUACAGGCCUUCACAGAUGGCUCAUGUAAGCAAAUAUGUUUUUCAGGUAAAUAGAUGCAGUCCAAAUCAUUUAAUUCAAAAUA